GGCCCUCCAUGAGCCGGGGCGCCGCCGCCACCGCCUCCCGCCCCGGCGUCUAUGGAAGUGAUGGACGGGCUCCUCAACCUGGCUCAUCAGCAGAGCAGGAAAGCAGACCGGUCAUUAGCUGCAGGAAAAUACGAAGAGGCCAUUUUGUGUCACCAAAAGGCGGCUGCAUAUCUUUCUGAAGCCAUGAAGCUGACACAGUCUGAGCAGGCUCAGUUAUCACUGGAAUUACAAAGGGAUAGCCACAUGAAACAGCUCUUGCUUAUUCAGGAGAGGUGGAAAAGGGCAAAGAGGGAGGAAAAGUGGAAAGCCCCGCAGACUCCUGAUGGAGCCCCUAAUCUUCUGAUGUCGAGCAGGCCGCUGGUGGAGGAUGGGUCUGAGGGCCCGAGUGUACCCAGGUCUCAGCAGUUCAGUCCCGCCACAGUUCCAGGGGUCCUCGACAGGGACCCAGACACUCUUCUUUUCCUCCUUCAGAAGAGGAAAGACCCAACAGAACCGUGUCCUGGCAGCAAAGUCCCAAAAGAUGACAAAACAACAAUAGAAGAGCAGGCAACCAAGAUCGCUGAUCUGAAGCGACAUGUGGAGUUUCUCAUGGCCGACAAGGAAAGGUUGAGGAGAGAAAACAAGCAACUCUGAGCUGAAAAGGCCAGGCUCCAGAAGACUCCACUCGAAAAGGAAUUGGAUGUAGAUACUGACUUUGUAGAAAAAUCUGAAUUAUGGAGCCUGCCUCCCCCUGCAGAGACUGCUUCAGCCUCUUCUCCCUGGCAGGAAUUUGCAGCCAACACAGGGAAAGCCAAGGACAUUCCCAUCCCCAAUCUGCCUCCAUUGGACUUUCCAUCCCCAGAGCUCCCACUUCUGGAGCUCCCUGAAGAUAUUCUGAAAGGACUUAUGAACAGUUAAAUGGAAGGUCACAAGGGGCUAAAACGGUGGU
Molecule: messenger RNA, 928 nt
Organism: Trichosurus vulpecula (common brushtail)
Lineage: Eukaryota; Metazoa; Chordata; Mammalia; Diprotodontia; Phalangeridae
Product: nuclear receptor-binding factor 2-like
Exons: 1
Biological process (GO): autophagy
Source: RefSeq, a predicted model, not a curated record